CUCGCUCCUUCAGUAUAAUUUUGUAAUGUUUAUAUUUUGUGUUCUUAUGUAUUUGUUGUGUUUGUUUUUGUUUUAUAUUCUCUCUCCCUCAUAUAAUUUUAAUUAUUUUUUAAAGAUUUCCUCAGAACAAUUAAUUUCUGCCUAUAUAUCACGUAUUCGUCGAGUCCAACCUUUAAUUAAUGCUAUUGUUGCUGAAUGUUUUGAAAAAGCAUUGGAAGAGGCUAAAAAUGUUGAUAAUUAUUUGGCUAAUUUGGAUGAAAAUUCUGAGGAAUACAAAAAUUUGGAGCAAAAUAAGCCUUUAUUGGGUGUCCCUUUCAGCAAUAAAAAUAAUAUGGAUGUUAAAGGUUUUGUGUCUGUUGCUGGUUAUGCUCCUUUUGUUAAUAAUCCACCAGCGGAAAAGGAUUGUGAUGUUGUUGAAAGACUUUGCAAUGCUGGAGCUAUUUUAAUUGCUAUAACAAAUUUACCAAAAUUGGCAAUGAAUUGGAGUUGUACAAAUAAAGUUUAUGGGCGUACUCGUAACCCUUAUGAUUUACGUCGAAUUCCUGGUGGAAGUAGUGGAGGGGAAGGGGCACUUGUUGGGGCUGGGGCUUCCCCUUUUGGUUUAGGAAAUGAUUUGGGUGGUUCUGUCAGAAUUCCAGCUUCGAUGUGUGGAAUUUUUGGGUUAAAACCAACAAAAGAUGCUGUUUCGCUUAUUGGUUUUACGCCCAAAAUAGACACAGAAAUGGGUAAAGCCCAAUGGACGAUUGGUCCUUUGUGUCGCUAUGCUGAAGACCUUCCUCUCGUUUUUAGUAUAAUUUCCGGAAAGUUACAAUCUGAGGUGGAUUUUCAAAUUGACUUUAGCCAAGUUAAAAUUAUUUAUAUGGAUAUUUUAAAUAUUUGGUUUAUGGAAAAUGUUCAUUCAGAAUCUGUUCGUUUCUUCGAAACAGAAUUUAAUGUUACUGCCCAAAAAGUUGAAUUUCCAUUAGCCAGUCAUCUCUACGAAAUUUGGGGUGCUUUGGGCUUUGGCACUCCCGCAUUGAGCAUUCCAGACAUUCUUAAAGAAUUCCCAAAAGUAUUUAAUGAUAAAUCAGAAUUAACUAGUUGUGCGUGGAUAUUCUCUCUUAUACAUGCAUUUGUAGAUGUACGAGAUGAUAAUGAAAAGGAAUAUAUGCUUAAAAAACUUGACAAACUUCGUCACCAAAUCAAACAAGCACUUGGUGACAAUGGUAUCCUUCUUUUGCCAACAUGGCCUACACUUGCACCAUUCCAUCACCAAGACUUGUUUACAAGCAUUAAUCUCGCCUUUACAGAAUUAUUUAAUAUUCUGGGCUUCCCAGCUAUAUCCUGUCCCGUUGGUAAUCACAAAAAAUGUUUAUUUAGACUAAGUCUGUUUACUUUUACAGGAUUGGAUUCAUCAAAACAAAUCCCUUUGAGCGUCCAAAUUGCUGGACCACCCAAUUCAGAACCGUUAUUGAUGGCUGCUGCCCAGGAACUUGAACGAGGAUUUGGCGGAUGGGUACGCCCUUGA
Molecule: messenger RNA, 1507 nt
Organism: Meloidogyne enterolobii
Lineage: Eukaryota; Metazoa; Nematoda; Chromadorea; Rhabditida; Meloidogynidae
Source: the annotation of a GenBank genome assembly